UGUCCACUCGCCCUCUCUCGAUUACCGCUCCACUCAGCUACACAAGACGAGCCGCCAGUGGCGCGUGCAGCCACCUCCACAGCGUCCGCUUCCUCAUCAUCUCCGUCGCCACCGCAGCCGUCCACUCCACCCCGCCACCGCGGAGGGAAGAGCUCGGCCGGCCGUUACGUCGAUCGACGCGAGCGACGAGGAGGUCGCGUGAUUUGCCGACCAGGCAUCUGCUUCGAUUCUUCCAAGUUGUGCAUGCCCUCUGCCUGGCGAUCGAGCAAGAGCUGACAACCGGCUGCAACGAUCGAUGGCCGUGGACGCGGGGCCGCGGGACUGGAGGACGCCGGCGUCGAUGGUGCUGGUGCAGCUGUUCAUCACGGGGAUGCUCCUGCUGUCCAAGGUGUCCAUCGGCGCCGGCAUGUUCAUCUUCGCGCUCCUCGCCUACCGCAGCUUCCUCGGCGCCGCAUUCAUCCUCCCCUUCGCGCUCAUCUCCGAAAGGGACAAGUGGAGGGAGAUGGGUUGGCAUGCCACAGGAUGGAUCUUCCUCAAUGCAUUCAUCGGGUACGCGGUGCCAAUGAGUCUACUCUACUAUGGCCUCAGUGAUACAACCCCAUCUUAUGCCGUCAUCUUUGUAAAUAUGAUCCCACUGUUCACCUUCGUUCUCUCGCUCGUCUUCAGAAUGGAGGCGCUGCAAAUCUGGAGCAUAGCUGGAUUGCUAAAGAUCGUAGGUGUUCUACUCUCUGUGGGAGGCACGAUGUUGCUUAGCCUUUACAAGGGCAAGACGUUGCACCUGUGGGAUCCUAUCUUUGUGAACCACCACAAGGAACGUCAUGUGGCUGAGGUUGCAGGCAAUCACUUACGAGGGACAAUAUUCUUGGUAGGCAGCAGCUUCACAUUUGCUUGCUGGUACCUGAUUCAGUCAAAGGUUCUCAAGGUGUACCCAUACAAAUACUGGUCGUCCAUGACAACAUGCUUGGUUGGAGGAUUUCAGACAUCACUAGUUGGAAUACUAUUGAGAAGAGACAAGAACACAUGGAAGCUAGGAUGGGAUCUGAAUCUUGUGACCAUUAUAUACUCGGGUGCACUUGCAACAGCAGGGAGAUAUAGCCUGAACUCAUGGGUCGUGGCCAAGCGAGGCCCAACAUACCCUCCCAUGUUCAACCCAUUAUCUCUAGUGUUUACAACUUUGUUAGACUCCAUCUUCAUAGGCGAUGAAAUUACAGUAGGAAGCCUACUCGGUACAACAAUGGUGAUUGUUGGGAUCUACAUUUUCUUGUGGGCCAAAUCAAAAGAAGUGCGGGACAAAUAGACCUUAUCGGGUGGUGGAAGAGUUCUUGUAGCUACAAAAGCUAUGAAAGUUGUACAUGUAUACCGUAUGUAGAACAAUUAUUAUUUUUC
This is a messenger RNA of Triticum aestivum (bread wheat), 1386 nucleotides long. RefSeq names its product WAT1-related protein At5g64700. Lineage: Eukaryota; Viridiplantae; Streptophyta; Magnoliopsida; Poales; Poaceae. Bases 296 to 1297 code for a protein of 333 amino acids. The transcript is spliced from 8 exons. The record is from RefSeq and is a predicted model, not a curated record. Gene Ontology annotation, molecular function: transmembrane transporter activity. Gene Ontology annotation, cellular component: membrane.